This is a messenger RNA of Mycena citricolor, 1644 nucleotides long. The record is from the annotation of a GenBank genome assembly. NCBI's taxonomy places the organism in Eukaryota, Fungi, Basidiomycota, Agaricomycetes, Agaricales, Mycenaceae.
AUGUCCAGCCGCAGGACCUACAGAGAUGCUGUCGAUAGCCUCAACUCUCUACAGACAAACGCUGCUGCUCUGGAGGUCGUCCGAGCGUCUGGUGGGCGGUCCAGCGCGUUCGCGAUCCCUGAAAUGAUUGAAUACCUGGGUCCCGCCGACCUGAAUGCUCUGAACGUCAUUCAUAUCACUGGGACUAAGGGCAAGGGAUCUACGAGCGCUUUCACGGACAGCAUUCUCCGGACGACGCGCCCCGAAUGGAAGAUCGGUCUGUACACCUCUCCACACUUGGUCGCUGUGCGGGAGCGCAUCCGCAUCGAUGGCAAACCGCUCUCUGAGGACGAUUUCGCCAAGUUUUUCUUUCAAGUUUGGGAUAAGAUGAUUGAGAACAAGACUCGUGUAGAAACAACUCCACAGAUGCCAGGGUACUUUCGCUUCCUGACCCUCGUCGCGUUCCACACCUUCUAUUCGCUUAAAGUCGAUGCGACGAUACUCGAAGUUGGUAUCGGUGGUACCCAUGACAGCACGAACAUCGUUCCAAGACCGAUCACCACCGGUGUCACCGCUCUCGGCAUUGACCAUGUCAGUGUGCUGGGCAAGACAAUCCCGGAAAUAGCAUGGCAAAAGGGCGGGAUCUACAAAGAAGGAGUCCCGGCGUUCUCCGUAGAUCAGCCCCCGGAAGGUCUCGAGGUUCUGCGACAGCAAGCUAAAGAUCUUAAGGCAGCGAACUUUACCGUCGUCCCCGUCAUGCCUGAACUAUGCACACUCAAGCUUGGAUUGGCCGGAUCGCACCAGAUACAAAACGCAUCGCUUGCAGUCCAACUGGCUAAAUCGUUCCUGGACGUCCGAGGGCACCCAAUACCUGAGGGCCCUCUUCCAGAAACCUUUUUCCGGGGUUUGGAGAAUGCACGGUGGCCGGGACGAUGCCAGACAGUCGAAGAUCCAGUUCAUCCGAAAACAACAUGGUACCUCGAUGGAGCACACACUCUCGAGAGUCUGGAAUUUUGCAUCCAGUGGUUCGUCAGUCCGGGUGUUGGACUUCCCACCGAGAACAGCAAGAAGCCAACCCGGGUGCUGAUCUUCAACUGCACGAACGGCAGAUCUGGAGCUGCGUUUCUCGAGCUGAUGUAUACCCACGUGGCCUCCCGCUUGGAAAUGUUCGGGUCGAAGGAAUCUGUCGAGACAUUCUUUGACCAGGUGAUAUUCUGCACGAAUGUGACCUACGUCGACGGCGGCUUCAAAGGAGAUCUCACCUCACUUGCCAUCCCCCAGUCUGAUCUGACCGAACUCAAGACCCAGCACCAGCUCGCUGCUGCUUGGUCAGCGCUGGCCCCCGGUUUCCCUGCAGCCAAUAUUCACGUGCUGCCGUCCAUCGAACACGCUGUCAAUGCCGUGCGCAAGCUGGAAUCAGAGCAGGAGCAGCUCAGUGUGCUCGUGGCAGGCAGUCUGCACCUCGUCGGAGGUGCCAUCGAGGUCGCUGGGCUGUCGUUUUCGCUUUAGACUGACUGACUAGAUCGCUUUCGUAUAUUGCUAUCAUCCAUGCCUUCAACAGGUUGUAAUACACUAUGUACUCACUAGAUUAUACACUAACGCCUAUUCCGGAUCGUCUCUCCGUGAAAUGAAAUCGCCUGCUUAUCCAGGAAGUCGCGGAGUUGA